This is a messenger RNA of Puma concolor (puma), 5127 nucleotides long. The record is from RefSeq and is a predicted model, not a curated record. NCBI's taxonomy places the organism in Eukaryota, Metazoa, Chordata, Mammalia, Carnivora, Felidae.
AUGACCACUUUACUCUUGGUGUUUGUGACUCUGAGGGUCAUUACAGCAGCCAGCGCAAUAGAAGCUUCAGACCCUGACAACUCGCUGAGUGUCAGCAUCCCCGAACCGUCCCCCCUGCGGGUCCUCCUGGGGAGCUCCCUCACCAUCCCCUGCUACUUCAUCGACCCCAUGCACCCCGUGACCACCGCCCCCUCCACCGCCCCCCUCUCCCCGAGAAUCAAGUGGAGCCGCAUUUCCAAGGAGAAGGAGGUAGUGUUGCUAGUGGCCACGGAAGGGCAGGUGCGGGUUAACAGUGCCUACCAAGACAAGGUCUCGCUGCCCAACUAUCCGGCCAUCCCCAGCGACGCCACCUUGGAAAUCCAGAACCUGCGUUCCAAUGACUCUGGGAUGUACCGCUGUGAGGUUAUGCACGGCAUUGAGGACAGCGAGGCUACCCUGGAGGUCGUGGUGAAAGGCAUCGUGUUCCAUUACAGAGCUAUCUCCACACGCUACACGCUGGACUUUGACAGGGCACAGCGGGCCUGCCUGCAGAACAGUGCCAUCAUCGCCACACCCGAACAGCUGCAGGCUGCCUACGAGGACGGCUUCCACCAGUGCGACGCCGGCUGGCUGGCUGACCAGACUGUCAGGUACCCCAUCCACACUCCGAGGGAAGGCUGUUAUGGGGACAAGGAUGAGUUUCCGGGCGUGAGGACAUACGGCAUCCGAGACACCAAUGAGACCUAUGAUGUGUACUGCUUCGCUGAAGACAUGGAAGGCGAGGUCUUCUAUGCGACAUCUCCGGAGAAGUUCACCUUCCAGGAGGCAGCCAAUGAGUGUCGGCGGCUGGGCGCCCGGCUGGCCACCACGGGCCAGCUCUACCUGGCCUGGCAGAGCGGCAUGGACAUGUGCAGUGCUGGCUGGCUGGCCGACCGCAGUGUGCGCUAUCCCAUCUCCAAAGCCCGGCCCAACUGCGGGGGCAACCUGCUGGGCGUGAGGACUGUCUACCUGCAUGCCAACCAGACGGGCUACCCUGACCCCUCAUCCCGCUACGAUGCCAUCUGCUACACAGGUGAAGACUUUGUGGACAUCCCAGAAAACUUCUUCGGGGUGGGUGGUGAGGAGGACAUCACCAUCCAGACAGUGACCUGGCCUGAUGUGGAGCUGCCUCUGCCCCGAAACAUCACCGAGGGUGAAGCCCGAGGCAACGUGAUCCUUACUGUGAAACCCAUCUUUGAAGUCUCCCCCACUAUCCCGGAGCCCGAGGAGCCCUUCACGUUUGUCCCCGAAGUAGGGGCCACUGCCUUCCCUGAGGCUGAGAACAGGACUGGAGAGGCCACCAGGCCCUGGGGUGUCCCCGAGGAGUCCACGCCUGGCCUGGCCUUCACCGCCUUCACCAGCGAGGACCAUGUGGUGCAGGUGACCGCAGUCCCAGGAGCCACCGAGGUUCCCGGGCGGCCACGAUUGCCAGGGGGGGUUGUGUUCCACUACCGGCCAGGCUCUGCCCGCUACGCCCUGACGUUUGCGGAGGCUCAGCAGGCCUGCCUGCGCACCGGGGCAGUGAUCGCCUCCCCGGAGCAGCUCCAGGCCGCCUAUGAAGCAGGCUACGAGCAGUGUGAUGCUGGCUGGCUGCAAGACCAGACUGUCAGAUACCCCAUCGUGAGCCCACGAACCCCAUGUGUGGGUGAUAAAGACAGCAGCCCGGGAGUCAGGACCUACGGCAUCCGGCCACCGUCCGAAACUUAUGAUGUCUACUGCUACGUGGACAGGCUCGAGGGGGAGGUGUUCUUUGUCACACGCCCGGAGCAGUUCACCUUCGAGGAGGCCCUGGCAUUCUGUGAAUCCCACAACGCCACACUGGCCUCCACGGGCCAGCUCUACGCCGCCUGGAGCCGGGGCCUGGACAAGUGCUAUGCUGGCUGGCUGUCCGACGGCAGCCUCCGCUACCCCAUCGUCACCCCGAGGCCCUCCUGUGGCGGAGACAAGCCAGGCGUGAGAACGGUCUACCUUUACCCCAACCAGACAGGCCUCCCAGACCCACUGUCCCGGCAUCAUGCCUUCUGCUUCCGAGGUGUCUCAGCAGCACCCUCUCCAGGAGAAGAAGAGGGUGGCACAGCCACGCCCUCUGUGGAGGACUGGAUCGCUACCCAAGUGGUGCCUGGUGUGGCUGCUGUCCCCUCCGGAGAGGAGACCACGACAAGCCCAGACUUCACCACUGAGCCAGAAAACCAGACCGAAUGGGAACUGGCCUACACCCCAGUGGGCACUUCCCCACCACCAGGGCUGCCUUCUGCAGAAGGUCCAGAAGUCUCUGCCUCUGGAAUAGGGGACCUCAGUGGACUUCCUUCUGGAAGAGAAGGUCUAGAGACCUCUGCCUCUGGAGUAGGGGACCUCAGCGGGCUGCCUUCUGGAGUGGAGGGUCAUCAUCCAGAGACUUCUGCUUCUGGAGUAGGGGACCUCAGUGAAUUUUAUUCUGGAGGGGAGGGUCUGGAGACCUCUGCUUCUGGAGCUGAGGAACUCAGUGGGUUGCCUUCUGGAAAAGAAGACUUGAUUGGGUCAGCUUCCGGAGACUUGGACUUAGGCAGAAUACCUUCUGGAACUCUAGGAAGUGGGCAAGCUCCAGAAGCAAGUGGCCUUCCAUCUGGAUUUAGUGGUGAGUAUUCUGGGGUGGACCUUGCAAGUGGCCCAUCCUCUGGCCUACCUGACUUUAGUGGACUUCCCUCUGGAUUCCCAACCGUCUCCCUGGUGGAUACUACAUUGGUGGAAGUGGUCACGGCCACCACUGCAAGUGAACUGGAAGGGAGGGGGACUAUUGGCAUUAGUGGUGCCGGAGAAACAUCUGGGCUGCCCUUCAGCGAGUUGGACAUUAGUGGGGCAGUUAGCGGACUCCCGUCAGGAGCUGAACUCAGUGGCCAAGCCUCUGGGUCUCCUGACAUCAGUGGGGAAACAUCUGGAUUCUUUGGUGUCAGUGGACAGCCAUCAGGAUUUCCUGACAUCAGCGGGGGAACAUCUGGGCUUUUUGAAGUCAGUGGGCAGGCAUCAGGGUUUUCUGGGGAAACAUCUGCAGUGACUGAGCUCAGUGGACUGGUCUCCGGCCAACCAGAUGUCAGUGGAGAAGCUUCUGGAGUUCUUUCUGGCAGUGGUCAACCAUUUGGCAUAACCGACCUGAGUGGGGAAACAUCUGGGGUCCCUGGUGUCAGUGGCACGACCUCUGGAAUCCCUGACCUGGUUCCCAGUGCCGUGAGUGGCAGCGGUGCAUCUUCUGGCAUUACAUUUGUGGACACCAGUUUGGUCGAAGUGACCCCAACUACAUUUAAAGAAGAAGAAGGCUUGGGGUCUGUGGAACUCAGUGGACUCCCUUCAGGGGAGGCAGGUCUGUCAGGCACAUCUGGGAUCAUGGAUGUCAGUGGACAGUCUUCUGGAGCAGUUGACUCCGGCGGGUUUACCUCCCCGCCUCCAGAAUUCAGUGGCCUGCCAAGUGCAGUAGCUGAGGUCAGUGGAGAAUCCUCCGGGGCAGAGAUUGGGAGCAGCCUGCCCUCAGGAGCAUAUGACGGCAGUGGACUUGCUUCUGGUUUCCCCACUGUCUCUCUGGUAGACAGGACUUUGGUGGAAUCUGUAACCCAGGCCCCAACAGCCCAAGAAGCGGGAGAAGGGCCUUCGGGCAUUGUGGAACUCAGUGGUGCCCAUUCUGGAGCACCAGACGUGUCUGGAGACCAUUCGGGAUUUUUGGACCUGAGCGGGCCGCAGUCCGGGCUGGUGGAGCCCAGUGGGGAGCCAUCAAGUACUCCGUAUUUUAGUGGGGACUUUUCUGGCACUGUGGAUGUUAGUGGCGAAUCUUCUGCAGCCACGGGCACCAGUGGAGAGGCCUCAGGACUUCCAGAAGUCACUUUAAUCACUUCUGAGUUCGUGGAGGGUGUCACUGAACCAACGGUGUCCCAGGAACUUGCACAAAGACCCCCUGUGACACACACACCCCGGCUUUUCGAGUCCAGUGGAGAAGCCUCUGCGUCUGGGGAAAUUAGUGGAGCCACCCCCACGUUCCCCGGGUCUGGGGUAGGAUCGGUCCCGGAAUCCAGCAGUGAGACACCUGCCUUUCCUGAGGCUGGACCGGGGGCGUCUGCUGCCCCUGAGGUGAGCGGAGGGGCUUCCGGGUCCCCUGAUGUAAGUGAAGCCACCUCCACCUUCCCUGACGCUGAUGUGGAGGGAGGCUCAGGCCUGACGGUGAGCGGCAGCACCUCAGCCUUUCCGGAAGGCCCCGGGGAGGGCUCGGCCACCCCGGAAGCACAGGAGGAGCCAACCACCACCCACGAUGUGGGCACAGAGGCAUCGGGCUGGGCUUCGGCCACUCCAGUGGCUUCUGGAGACAGGACUGAAAUCGGUGGAGACCUGUCUGGUCACACGUCAGGGCUGGACAUGGUCAUCAGCACCAGCGUCCCAGAGUCUGAAUGGACCCAGCAGACCCAGCGCCCUGCAGAGGCACACCUAGAAAUCGAGUCCUCAAGCCCCUUGCACUCAGGAGAAGAGACCCAAACAGCCGAAACAGCCACCUUCCCCACAGAUGCUUCCAUCCCAACUCCUCCAGGAGGGACAGAUGAAUCCGCGGUAACCAUUGCAGACAUUGAUGAGUGCCUCUCAAGCCCUUGUCUGAAUGGAGCCACCUGCGUGGACGCCAUCGACUCUUUCACAUGCUUAUGCCUUCCCAGCUACCGAGGGGACCUGUGUGAGAUUGACCAAGAGCUGUGUGAGGAGGGCUGGACCAAGUUCCAGGGCCACUGUUACCGCUACUUCCCCGACCGCGAGAGCUGGGUGGAUGCGGAGAGCCGGUGUCGGGCACAGCAGUCACACCUGAGCAGCAUUGUCACCCCGGAGGAGCAGGAGUUUGUCAACAACAACGCCCAAGACUACCAGUGGAUCGGCCUGAACGACAGGACCAUCGAAGGGGACUUCCGCUGGUCAGACGGACACUCCUUGGGCCGGGCAAGUCGAGUGAACACCGGCUGGGAAGAGGGGGACGAGGAGGGCAAUGAUGGAAUGAAGGCACGCCACCAGAAGGGCCACGUGGAAGCUUUAGAGGGCUCCCUUGCCCGCAGAGGACUCGAGUCUGCCCGAGGAGGCGGGCAGACGGAAAGCAAUAUAGAUGCCAAGUAG